AUGGUCCAGUCAUCGCCGCAACCUGGCGCCUUGCCCAGACAAGCUUCUCUACCAUUGCAGAUGGGUCGCAUACGCGCAGCUUCAAUCAGCACCACGAAUAAAAUUCUGAGCUAUGAUCCGCAGCCAGGCAUGUGGGCAGCGACUGGAACAGCCAUUGCACUUGCGCCAAACCUUACCGACUUGCGGAAGAAUAACAUCGACUUCGACGUGGACGGUCAUCUUGCAACGAGGCUUGCAUCAACAAAACCUGGCGACUGCAAGCGAGCAGCGACAUUACCAAACGUUUCACCCGUGCCGUCGACCACCAUACCGAGCAAUGCCGACAACAAAUCAUUAGAGCCAUUGGUACAGAACUUUAGCCAUUCCACAGCCGAGUCAGAGACAUCUAAAACGUGGAAGCAAACUAUUUUCACUGGCGUCGUCGCCUUUUGGCGCUUCUUCAAGACUCCAACCGGAUUUCUCAUCACAUUAUACGGCCUCAAUGUUGUGGCUUGGGGCGCCAUGCUCUUCUUCCUGAUUCUCAAAGCCGCACCUGCAAUGAACCAUCCCGAUGGUGGUGACGCGGACUCUUCGCCUCGCAAAACAUGGAUAGAGAUUGAUUCGCAAAUCUUGAACGCGCUCUUCUGUUUGACAGCUUGGGGACUUGCCCCAUGGAGAUUCAGAGACCUUUGGUGGCUGUGUGUAUGGCGCUUUGGNGGUAAAACGGAGAGGAGCUCAAGAGCAAUCAGAAGACUGGCAGCAAGAAACGUAAGCUGGUUCCGUUUGCAAGAAGGUGAUCUGUUGGAUCGUGAGGAAGAUGGUCUAGAUCCGGCAUUGAUAAGGCGCAAGACCUUCUCAGGAGAGCGAGCUCCUGCUACCGCGCCCUGGAAAAUGGACUUUGUGGUAUGGAUGAUGGUUUUGAACACACUCUUCCAAGUCGGAAUGGCCUACAUGAUGUGGAGGUACAAUCGAAUCGACCGUCCAACCUGGGGAUCGGGUUUAUUCAUUGGCCUUGGAUGUGCAGUCAGCAUGUUUGGAGGCUUGAUGUGCUGGUGGGAAGGAAGGAAAAUAAAGAAGAUUGAGGGACCGAAACUCGUAAAUGACAAGGAAUGUACGGAGGUUUGA
Molecule: messenger RNA, 1104 nt
Organism: Aureobasidium vineae
Lineage: Eukaryota; Fungi; Ascomycota; Dothideomycetes; Dothideales; Saccotheciaceae
Source: the annotation of a GenBank genome assembly